AUAAGCUAUCGCGAGACUUUUAAAAGACUUCAUUCUAUAAGCUCAUGGGAAUGAGGCUGGGCAACCCUUUUCGCCAAGAUGGCGCCGAAAGCGAAGAAGGAAGCUCCUGCCCCUCCCAAAGCCGAAGCCAAAGCGAAGGCCUUGAAAGCUAAGAAGGCAGUGCUGAAAGGUGUCCACAGUCACAAAAAGAAGAAGAUCCGAACGUCACCCACUUUCCGGCGGCCCAAGACCCUGCGGCUCCGGAGGCAGCCAAAAUAUCCUCGAAAGAGUGCACCCAGGAGAAACAAGCUUGACCACUAUGCUAUCAUCAAAUUCCCACUGACCACCGAGUCGGCUAUGAAGAAAAUAGAGGACAACAACACGCUUGUGUUCAUUGUGGAUGUUAAGGCCAACAAGCACCAGAUCAAACAGGCCGUGAAGAAACUCUAUGACAUAGAUGUGGCCAAAGUCAAUACUCUGAUACGGCCUGACGGAGAGAAGAAGGCAUAUGUUCGCUUGGCUCCUGAUUAUGAUGCUCUAGAUGUUGCCAACAAGAUUGGGAUCAUCUAAAGUGAGUCCAGAUGGUUAAUUCUAAAUAUAUACUUUUUUUUUCCACUAUAAA
Messenger RNA from Rattus rattus (black rat), 601 nucleotides. RefSeq names its product ribosomal protein L23a (gene Rpl23a). Gene Ontology annotation, molecular function: structural constituent of ribosome; rRNA binding. The transcript has 5 exons. Gene Ontology annotation, cellular component: ribosome; cytosolic large ribosomal subunit. NCBI's taxonomy places the organism in Eukaryota, Metazoa, Chordata, Mammalia, Rodentia, Muridae. Gene Ontology annotation, biological process: ribosomal large subunit assembly; translation. The coding region runs from base 79 to 549 and encodes 156 amino acids. The record is from RefSeq and is a predicted model, not a curated record.